AUCAGAAUUUUUUUCUGCAUUAUAUGUGCACAAUUCAUAUAAGUCCAUGGAAGAUUUACCUUAAAUUGCUUAUUUUUAAUUUUUUGCGACAUUUCGUGAAAAUCUCUAAAACUGCACACACUGUCUAGUGCUUGCUUUAGCUUCAUUUACAACUAAACGCAAAUUAUUCGUUUUUUUUCCUUUUUUGUAUGUGUCGCGUCUCUGUACACAAAUGAAAAAUGUUUUCCGUAGUUCAAACGCGUAAGGGAAGAAAAUUUAAACCGCAAUUAACUGUUGUGCCAACUACGUGGGUAGGCAAUAACUGUGUUUUCUGGCCACCAAAUUCGCUUGUCUCUUUAUCGAGAGAUGCUUCAUCCAGGCCAGGCCAGACAUGGAAUGCUGGCAAAGCAAAAAUUUUGGCAAGUGAAGAAACGUAUGAGGCGGCCGAAUCGAUGAUGACUGAAUUAGAAAAACUCACUGAUUCGGAGGAAGCGGAAGUAAUGGAAACCCGCUAUGCUUUACCCAAAAAGAAAGAUAAAUUUUCAACAAAAUGUUAUCAACUAAUUGAUGAGAUAUCUGAGUGUGAUAUUAAAAACUGUACUGUGUCGUCGGAAAUUCCAAAGUUAGACCCCACAUAUACUCUAGUCGCCAACACAUUAGAUUCAAUGCAAUCGAUAUCAUCUGCUCCAAUGGUUACUUCUUCGAGCACUGUUGUUGCCAAUCUCACUGGAACGAUCCCGGUAACGGAAGCUAAUAUUGAAGGUGGAGUACUGAGUAAUGGCCAUCAAAUGCCUUGCAAAACUGACGAUGAAAUGUGCACGUAUAUACAGCUGGAUGAUGGAAGAUCCCAUGAACGAAUUGGCAAAAAUUCAUACCCGGCUUAAUGCUAUACACGAAGAACUGAGUGCCGUUAAAGGCCUCAUCGGAAAAAUGUUUGAAUUUACGGCUAAUAUCGAAAAAUUUCUAAACAAAAUCAAUCCAUCCGCAGCAAUAGAAAACAUUCA
Molecule: messenger RNA, 983 nt
Organism: Malaya genurostris
Lineage: Eukaryota; Metazoa; Arthropoda; Insecta; Diptera; Culicidae
Exons: 2
Coding region: 219-863 (214 amino acids)
Source: RefSeq, a predicted model, not a curated record